AUGAGUCUAGACUUUGUGGAUCAUCUCAUCGUGGAUACGUUACUCCGAUUGGACAAAUCAUUUUUCAAUGAUAACAACGGUGAUUCUGAGUCAUUGCCGCCUCGAAGAAUUGACGAACUGAGUUUAGAGCAAGUUUUUUCAGCGAUUGUAUUGCUGUUAUGGUCGUGUAAUCCGUUACUGAAAUCGACAAUAAUCUCGCAAAAAUUGCCCAAUGGUAUGGCGGCAAGAUAUCGAUAUGCAACGGAUGUUGUUGACGCUAUUAAGAAUGUUGGCGUUCGUGAUGAAAUUGGUUAUCAAAGCUUGUUGUACGAUGCACGCACAGCACUUAUUGAGAGUGCCGUGGAUCUACUGCGUAUCAGCGAGACAGCACCUUCAUUGAUCAACAAAUAUUAUUUUUAUCAACCAUCUCAAAAUGCCUGGCAUCCGUCAUGGGGUGUUCCAAGACGAGCCACAUUUCGCGGUUUUAACGGUGAUGUGCAAACGGCGUGUGAAUUUGUGGAAUCGCGUGCCAGAGGUCGUUCAGUUUUGUGUGCCUCAUUAGAGGCAAACUCACUGAGCGAUAUUGCAAUGAACACCGAUCAUGUUCAUAUGAAGAUGGCAAAUGCUCAUCUCUUUGAAGAAUUACUGAUGAAUGCAUUCACUUUGCCUUCUUCUGAUCGUAUUAUUGAUGGCAAACGACAACAACAUCGAAAACAACAACUUGUUAAACCGCCCGUCCAUGCAAAACCAAAACCGUCCAUACCGCCGAAACCAGCCGAACUCAGUGGUGAAGCGAUGGUUGUACGAAAAGAAAAAGAAGAAAUUAUGGAGAAAAUGAAAGAAUUAUCCGAAAUAAAGAGUCGAUUAAACGUGGUCGCUGAAGAAUGUACCACUUAUCGUGCAGCCAUUGAAAUACGUUCACAACGUCUAGUUGAGAUGAAAAAGAAGCAAGAGGAACACCUGCGACACUUGAUGCAGUUACGUGAGCAAGAUACGAGUUUGGCCUUUGAUCCACGCAUAAAACAGCUGAUUGAUGAGCCCGAAACGAUUAGUAGACUGACGAAAUAUAUCGAAGAAAGUGAGGAUCGUAUGGAGAGUUUACAGAACCGUUGGAUUGCAACGAAGCAGCAGAAAGAUGACCAGCUGAGGCAGGCGCGUUUGGAUUGCGACGACGAUACGUUGGGCGACGAGAUUGAAUUGGUUAGUGAAACGCGACAUAUGAAAAAACUUGCAAGUGCAAUUGAAGCUGAAUUAUCGAUGAAAGAAGAACAUCUCGUGAAACUGAAGCGUGAAGUGGAACGAAUGGAGCAAGAGGAUGAUACGCAACUGAAUCGGAGCGUUUAUACGCGACGAAUCUUCGAAAUUGUGGCCAACAUCCGUAAACAACAAGAACAAAUCAAUGAGGUGCAUAGUGAGAAUCGUCAAAUUCAAAAAGAGAUCAACUCACUGAUCGGCAAAUUAGAUCGUACGUUUACAGUUGUCGAAGAGAAGUUGUAUCGAGACACACAACGAGAUGUGACGAUGCAAAAAGCUUACCGAUUGCUCGUCAAAAUUCACGAGCAGUGUUCCUGGGUGAUCUCGGCAACAGAAGCGUGUGGUCGUCUGAAUCGUGAAAUCGAUGAACUGAAUGAUCAAAUUGCGUUACAACAGCAAAAAAGACUCGACGAAACGCUCGAGAAAUUGUUAAACGACUGGAUGGAAGUGAAAAAUGAGAACGACAAUUUAUUACUUCAAACGACAAAUGACAACUCAAGCUGA
Messenger RNA from Anisakis simplex (herring worm), 1737 nucleotides. The record is from the annotation of a GenBank genome assembly. NCBI's taxonomy places the organism in Eukaryota, Metazoa, Nematoda, Chromadorea, Rhabditida, Anisakidae.